CAGACAGAGGGACAGCAGAGUGGAGAGGCAGCAGAAACAUGGCGACUCCCGGGCAGAAAGUGGUGCUGAUCACCGGCUGCUCCUCCGGCAUCGGCCUCAGGAUGGCCGUGAUGCUGGCCAAGGAUGAACAGAAGCGCUAUCACGUCAUAGCAACGAUGCGUGAUCUGAAACGUAAAGAUAAGCUGGUGGAAGCUGCCGGGGACGCGUACGGGAAAACUCUUUCUCUGGCCGUCCUGGACGUCUGCACCGAUGAGUCCGUCAAACAGUGUAUUAACGGCAUCAAAGACAGACACGUGGAUGUCCUCAUCAAUAAUGCCGGUAUCGGCCUCGUGGGUCCGAUAGAGAGCAUCCCCAUCGAUGAGAUGAAGAAAGUGUUUGAGACCAACUUCUUUGGGGUGAUCCGCAUGAUCAAGGAGGUGAUGCCUGACAUGAAGAGAAGGAAAGGAGGACACAUCAUCGUGGUCAGCAGUGUGAUGGGGCUGCAAGGUGUGGUGUUCAAUGACGUGUAUGCAGCUUCCAAGUUUGCGAUGGAGGGCUUCUGUGAAUGUUUGGCUGUGCAGCUUUUGAAGUUUAAAGUCACAAUGUCAAUGAUUGAGCCGGGCCCGGUGCACACAGAAUUUGAGGCAAAAAUGAUUCAGGAUGUGCAGCAGAAGGAGUUUCCCGGAGCAGAUGCUGACACGGUGAACUACUUCAAGAACGUUUAUCUUCCUUCAUCUGUGGACAUCUUCGAGACACUGGGACAAACGCCUGACGACAUUGCCAGAUGUGUCAAGAAAGUGAUAGAAGCAAGCAGCCCGCGUUUCCGUAAUCUGACCAAUCCUUUGUACACGCCCAUCGUAGCGUUGAAAUACGCCGAUGAAACAGGAGGCCUGUCUGUCCAUGCCUUCUACCACAUGCUCUUCAACCUGGGUCCACUGAUGCACGUCAGCAUGACCGCCAUGAAGUACCUCACCUGUGGAUGUCUGAGGAGCAGGACCAUUUCACCAAACUAAAAAUGUAUUAUGGGAACACUAGAACACAGUAAAGACCACAAUUUACCGUGGCACGUGUUAUCAGUGUAAAAAACAAAUACAUACAUAAAUGCACAAACGUUUAUCUUAUUUGACCUGCCAUAUUUCACUCUGCAUAAAUGUAGUCUGUUUUGUUAUGAAGUAAUGGUAAAUGGAAUGUACUUAUAUAGCGCUUUAUCCAGUCUUUACGACCCCUCAAAGCGCUUUACAUACUACAUGUCAUUCACCCGUUCACACCCAUUCAUACAGAGCAGUGUACCUUACUCUAGGAACUAACAUUCAUACACAUUCACACAUCGUUGGCCAUGCCAUCGGGAGCAACUCAGGGUUAAGUAUCUUGCCCAUGGAUACAUCGACAUGUUGACUGCAUGGGCUGGGAUCGAACCCACAACCUUCUGGUUGAAAGGUUCUUGAUGUUGAAGUCUUGUUUAUCCUCUCUUUUUUUGUAUAAGAUUGUAGCUUAUGUACGUACAGAUGUCACACCUGAGUUCAAUUAGGUUGAAAUACUUCAACAUCUAAAAUGAUUUUAGCCCAGGGGUGUCCAAACUACGGCCUGGGGGCCAAAUGCGGCCCGCGGACCAUUUUGAAUCGGCCCUCAGCAAA
Messenger RNA from Trematomus bernacchii (emerald rockcod), 1613 nucleotides. Its product is annotated as retinol dehydrogenase 8-like. The transcript is spliced from 6 exons. Bases 39 to 992 code for a protein of 317 amino acids. The record is from RefSeq and is a predicted model, not a curated record. Gene Ontology annotation, molecular function: estradiol 17-beta-dehydrogenase [NAD(P)+] activity. Gene Ontology annotation, biological process: estrogen biosynthetic process. Gene Ontology annotation, cellular component: cytoplasm. Lineage: Eukaryota; Metazoa; Chordata; Actinopteri; Perciformes; Nototheniidae.